AUGCCACUAAGAUUUCCCCUGCCAGAAAUAAUAGGUUUACUCGAAUUGGAUUGGAAUGAAAAAUUGUUGGAGUGGCGACAGACCCUUGGUAAAGAUUAUUGGUGCCUUCGACGACCUGUUGCUGUUUUCUUCGAUGAUUUGUUUGUAGGAAGUGAUUUAGAACUCAUAAAACUUACUAAUAUUGGGGAUAUUUUUUUAGAAUGUAUUCCUUCAAAAAAUAUAUACUUUAUUAAAGAUCAUUUUAGAAGAGACUAUAUUUCUUAUUUAAAAAAAACUAAGAGGAUUUAUUGCUAUCUAGAUAUUUGCGUAGAUGAUGAAUAUAUAGGCACACUAACUUUUCAAUUGUACUCUGAUCUUGUGCCCAAAACUUGUGAAAAUUUUAAAAACCUUUGCUUGGGAAAUAAAGGUUCUUUUCUUUCGUAUAAAGGAAGUCGGAUUCAUCGCGUAGUUAAAAAAGGUUGGCUACAAGGAGGAGACAUUCAAUAUAAAACCGGAGGCGGAGGAUUUAGCACCUUUUGCGAUUUUCUGGAAGAUGAAUGUUUUGGUAUUAGUCAUGAUAGAAGAGGAGUUUUGUCGAUGGCCAACAAGGGAAGACACACGAAUGCUUCACAGUUUAUAAUAACACUAAAACCCAGCAAAUGGAUGGAUACUCAUUACGUUGCUUUUGGACAAUUAAUAGAAGGUUCAAAAGUAUUAAAAUUCCUUGAAAAUAUUGAAACUUUGCAUGAAUGCCCGUUAAAAAAAAUUGAAAUUAAAAGCUGUGGAAAAUUGGAUCUUGAAGAUGUUGAAGACGUUGAUAUUAAUUAUGGAAGCAGUGACAGAUGCUUUAAUGAAAAAAAUGCACGCAGCCGACGUUUUUACUCUAUUCCUGAAGAAAUUUUGGAAGAAUCUGCGCAAUAUUUAAGAAAUUUACAUAGAAGUUUAUAUCGAGUUUUAAAACCCAGUGCGACAGAAAUAGUAGAAGUGCUCAUGUAUGAUUUACUAAUGGCCGUCCUGACAAGAAUGACAAACUUAGAUGACGUAAGAGAAACCAUGGGACAUGAUUUGUACUAUAAAAUGAUUAAAGGCAUUGAUAUGGAAUCUGAAAUAUGCCACAAACCGUAUAUCAAAAAAUUCAUUAACCAAAUUGUUCACACAGCUAAAAAUAUGAUUAAUUUUUGUAAUAAAAAAAUGAUUAAAAUGAAAAUAAUGUCAAAAGAGAUUAAAUUGUUUACAGAAAAAACACAAAAUUGGGUUCAAUCCUUUGUCCUGCAAGAAACGUUCAAGGGACAAAAUUAUCAUAUUUCUGAUAGACCGCCGUGGAAGGUAGAGGAAAACAAAAGCACUGAAGAAGUGGAAAAAGAAUUUCCCAAGAGAGAAGGAAAACCGUGUUGCGAAUUGGAAAAAAGAGAAAAAGAAAAAAAUUUAGAAGAUUUAUUAAGUAAAUAUCCUCCCGAAGAUAUUUGCUGUAUUGGUUCAAAACUCAUAGAAUUAAAUAAAAUUAGUUUUCAUGAUAUUUUUAACACGUGCAGAUAUGAUUUAAAAAAAGUUAAUAAAAAAAAAAAUCGUGAAAGAAUGCCACUUCUUGAUUUAAUUGAAAUUAGUCGAUUUAAACUAAGAUGGCUAAGAAAAAAGGAAAAUACUGAAAAGCCCAAAGAACGAAUUUGUAUAGAAAAAAAAAUUAGAAGAUGGUUGAAAGAAGUGACUUACACGCAAGAAACUUUUUGGAUUAAAAAUUUGUUAUUUGGAAAAGACGACAUUGUUUUUGAUCACAUUGAAGAAAUUAUGUAUGGCACUAUGACCGCAGGACUUUUAGAAAUGUAUUAUUUUUAUGAACAAUAUUUAAAACUUUGCGGCAUUAAAGGUCAAAAAAUAAUUACUAAAAUCAUAUAUCCUGAACCUUCAGAUAUAGAAGGCUCAUUAGACGAAGAAGAAGAAGGAGGACGAGGAGGAGGAGAAGACGAAGAAGAAGGAAAAGAAAAAAAAAUAGAAGAGUUUCAAGGAGAAGGAGAUGAAAAAUUAGAAGGAAAUAAUUUAUUGCCGCCUUGUAAGUGUGGUCAUCCCUGCUGCGUCUGCGAAUUUGAUAAGGAUUUUCAGCCAGCCACACCUCCUCCUUCUCUAGAAGAUAUGCCGGUAGGAAUGACAACACGGGAUUUUCUCGAAGAUAUCCCGGAAGGAAGUUUACACACUCCUGGAACUGAAACUGAAACUGAAAAUAAAACUAAAACUAAAACUGGAUCUGAAUCGCCCUGUGGAUCUGAUAUGGAAUUAAUAAAUAUAACUAAUAUUUUGGCUAACAGAAUUUCUUUAAAACCAGAAGACAUUGAUAUUGGAUCUUUUAAAUGGUUGAAAUCCUAUAUAUUAGAGGAAGGAUGCGAUUUAAAAACGGAAUUUGCAACUCGAGUGCACAAUUGGAUCGAUGGAGAACAAUUUAAUUACAAAGGAUUUAUAAGUAAGCAUUCUUUGGUCACGAGGGCUUCUUUACUAAGCAUGUCUAUAAGCUUGGCAGGACUUUUAUCUGAAGAAAAUCAAAUGAAGAAGGAAAUAAAAGAUUUUGUUUAUGAUUUAUGGGAUUUAUAUUUUAAUGAAAUGUUUAAGGAAGCACUUAUCGAAUACCCACCUCCAAAAGAACAACCAAAGGAAGAAGAAUCUUUUUUAAAAGAAGGGGAAUACAAAAAUCAAAAAAUAUCUACCCCGGAAGAAAGUAGAGCUUCCGAACAUCAUUCAUCUGUUGAAGAAGAACGUCCAAAAGAUGAAUGCGAAGAAAUUAUAGCCAAAACUCCGGACUUUGAUUUUACUAAAUUUUGUAAACGUUUUCAGGAAAAUAAAACUCCUUCCGAAGAAGUAAUAAAUAAAGAAAAUACAUUAAAAGACGAAAUGCAUAAAGUAGAAAUUUCAAAAAGCUUUAUUAAAAAUGAUGAAUAUGCCGCUGAAAGUAUCAUGUUUAAAAAGUCAGACGUUGCCUUUUACAGCCAAGACAACAAUUUAAAUUUUUCAGACCCAGAAAACACGGGAAAUGAAGAUAAAAAUUUAAAUGACGAUGUAACUGUAAGUAUUAAUAUAACUGAAAAUGAAAAGGAAAGCGAAAAGGAGAGCGAAAAGGAAAGCGAAAAGGAAAGCAAAAAUGAAACUAAAAUUGAAAAUAAAAUUGAAAAUAAAAUUGAAAAUAAAAUUGAUAAUACAACAAUCGAACAUGAUAGUACAAAAGAAAAAGAAAAAAGUAUGAAAGUCGAUGAAAAUGAAAUUGAGGUUGAAAAUCAAAUUCAAAAAGAUUUGAAAAGUAAAACUGUUCGUAAAAAACCUAAAAAACCAUCACCGAUAGUGAUACAAGAAUUAGUAGACGAAACAAGCGAAGAAGAAAGUAGAAUUAUACCACCUUAUAGUCAGCCAUUUUGGGUAAAAUUCUUGACCGAAUUAACUAAGCAAGCUUUGGGAGCAUUGUCUAAAGUAAGCCGAUUGCCAAGAAGACUGUAUUUUGGUACCGAUUCAGAAUUAGAUUUUGAUGAUAAAAUGAAAGAAUGGUUCAAUUUUAAUGCAUUUAACCCACAACCAACAAAGGGAAGGGAAAUAUUAGACUUCAUUGCACUACAUCAUAAAAGUUUAACUAACCUGGAAGAAACAGCAAGAGAGUUGGUAAAUAGAUGUACAAGAAUUACGUCAGCGGAAGUGAUAGCAGACGAAAUACUCAUUGACGUAAUUCAAAAUGCAUUAAAAAAUCAAAUGGAUGAUGAUGCGGUAGAGUUAUACGUUUCAAGUGUUGUUUCCAGUGCAGUUUCAUCUAUGCGUACUAGAAAUACGAUUUCGGAAAUAUGA
Messenger RNA from Pediculus humanus corporis (human body louse), 3792 nucleotides. RefSeq names its product cyclophilin-9, putative. The transcript is spliced from 7 exons. Lineage: Eukaryota; Metazoa; Arthropoda; Insecta; Psocodea; Pediculidae. The coding region runs from base 1 to 3792 and encodes 1263 amino acids. Gene Ontology annotation, molecular function: peptidyl-prolyl cis-trans isomerase activity. The record is from RefSeq and is a predicted model, not a curated record. Gene Ontology annotation, biological process: protein peptidyl-prolyl isomerization.